CCUCUCCCCUUCUCUCUCUCUCUCAUCCCUCCUAGUUAUGUUUUUGGAGUUCGUGGAUUAAUUUUUCUUGUUGGGGUUAUCGGAGCAUUGGGGUUGGAAAUUUAGGUUUCCCUGAAGUUUCUUUUUAAUUUGAGACAAUUAAGUUCUUGGACGGAGCAUUGUUAUUCUUCGAAAUGUGUAUGAAAUUCUAUUUGUUAAUAGAGCCUCCACUUUUUCUGAUGUAUUGGUGAUAGUUUGCUGGAACUAGUGUGAGGAACCGUGCAGGCGUGUGUUUAGUCCCACAUCGGUUAUUCGCUGGAUAGAUCUUGGAUACUUAUACACGAUAAAAAACCAAAUAAUAUCUUUCAGCUAGUCAUUUUGGGUGAGGUUCUGGGUGGUUACUACUAGUUAGUCUAAAAUGUGUCUAAACUUGCUUAUCUUGUUGUGUUAUUACCACUUUGUUUGAUGAGAUUAUUGCUCUGCAGUAAAUAUUCAGCUGCUGUUGGGUGUCUUCUUGGCAAAUCUCAGUUUUGCGCUGUUGUUGUGCUUCUAAUUUUUUUUUUCUUUUUGUUUUUUGUAUGCUUGUUCCUGCAGGAUUGACAAGUUUAUCUGUCACUUGCCCUUAACCCUUGAGGUAGGGUAGAAACCUCCACAGGUUCUCACUGCCACAGAACCUGUCCUAUAGGGUUAAGUUUUAUUACUAUUACAGACUCUUAGAUAAUGUUUCCUGCUUACAAAAAUAUGGACCCAUACUCUCAGACUUUCCCUCACCACAUUCCCUAUCCUUAUCACUACUAUCCAAACUGGGAGGCUGUAGCCCCUCAGAUGAGAGUAGAUUCAUCUAAAUCUCCCUCUUUUGGACCAUGGCCGUACAAUGGCAGCACCAGCCACCCAAAUCCAACUGAAUGUUGUGGCUGCUGCAACUAUAGUUACUCUCCAGGAUAUUAUAGUUUCAGACCUCCAUACCCUCACAUUCAGCCACCUCCUCAAUGUUAUUAUCAUGGACCAUAUCCGGGUUAUCCUGAUGUCUGCCCACCCUAUUUGGUGCCGCCACCUCAUUAUUCAUUUGAUCAAGCUCGAUAUGAUUAUGACAAGGCAAAAAAUCACUGCUGUGGUUUUCCAAAUGAUAAGUUCCAUGAGGGUGAGAAAACUGGUGUGAAAAUUGAAGAGCAAAUGCCUGAAUCAGAGCCAAAGCCACAGGAGAGUGACUCCAGCCUGAUUAAAUUGCCAAACUACCCUUACCCAGUAGCAUGGGUACCCCAUAAUUAUUCGAAGGAGAAAGGCACCAACAAAAAUUCUGAAUCACAACCUGGAAUUUGGAAUGGAUGGAUCCCUCUGGAUGUUAACAGCCUCAGGGAUCUGAGGCAGGGUGGAGAUAACAAGAAGGGUUCGCAGAUUGAAGAGAAGAAGAGUCAGUUUCCCUGGCCAAUUAUCUGGAUGCCUGGUCAUAAUAAACCAGAGGAGAUGGUGAAUGAUCCGAAGCAGAUCAGUACCAGUCCUAAAGUUUCAGAAGAAAUGCCAAAAGUUAAGAUUAUCCCAUUGAAAUUUCUGGAGAAUGAGAACCGUGAGGAGAAACCAGGAGUAGCACAGGAUGAGCCUAAAACUCGGGCACAGCGAGAAUCAGUAAGUGAAAGGGAAAUGAAAACUAAAACCAUUCCAGUCAAGCAGAUGGAGGAAAGCAAUGAAAAUGAGAAGCAAGACGAAAAGAGUGAAAAAAAGAAGUCUAGCAUCUCUGGAAAACAAAACAGAGCGAAUGGAGUGAAGAAGUGUUCUGAUGGCAAACACUCCUCAAUUGCCAAGUCUUCAAAGCUGCCUCCUGUAUGUUUAAGAGUUGAUCCAUUGCCAAGGAGGAAGAAUGGAAAUGACACAUCCCGAUCACCUAGUCCACUAGGCUUUAAAGAGAGAGAGAGAAUUCAUCAGGACAACAAAGAACAAGGUUCUACUCGAAGAGACAUCGAGGAAGAAAUUCCUAAGAAAGAAAUUCAGGUUGUUGAUACUAAGUCAUCAAACAAAGUAGAGAAACAAGAGCAGAGUAGCCAAGAUGUGGUGCCAAACAUUUUGAUAAAAGAUGCUCCACAACAAGCUAUUACAGAGCAAUCUAAUGAAGUUUAUGGGCAGAGGGCAAAAGAAGGUUGUGGUGGUGCUGAAGCUUCAGAUAGUAAAGGUGUACAAUGGAAGAACUCUGAGGAUGGGAUAUCCGAUGACCAGGAAAAGAACAUUGAGGAGAACAGAGGUAUGGAGGUUGCUGAAAUUACAAAGAUGAAAGGAAGGAAAGAAAGAAGGAAUUUGUCAGGAUCAGAUGCGGCAGUUCGUAUUCAGUCUGCAUAUAGAGGGUUUGAGGUGAGGAGAUGGCAACCUUUGGAGAAACUUCGGAAGAUGGCUCGAAUUCGUGAACAAGUGGAAGAUAUCAAAAAACAAAUUCAAAGUUUUGAAACCUCUUCAAAAGGGCAAGAUAUGAAGCAGAAGGUGUUCAUCAGUGAGACUAUAAUGAAUCUACUUUUGCAGCUGGAUACCAUCCAGGCCUUGCACCAAAGUGUGAGAGAGGUCAGGAAAUCUGUUGCAAGGGAGCUCAUUUGCCUACAAGAGAAGCUUGAUUCUCUAAGCAAUCAAGCCACCGCAGAGCAUGAACAUCUGAGAUUGAAGAAAGUACCAGGAGCAAAGCUUGAUGAUCAAGCUAUUUGUCUUGGAAGUUCAGCUGCAGUAGCUGAACCAUCAUCUAAGCAUGUGUAUGAACAACUAUCUGAUCAGAAUUGCACUAUAGCUUCCACAUCCAGUGAAAAAAUGCAAGAGGCUGAGGCAAAGGAAAAGAGAGAGAAACUAUUAUUAACAGAAAAUCAAGAGCUAGAAUCUGUACCAGGAGAGACUGCAGAGUUGUUGAACAAAGAAAUGGUUUCUUUUGUGGAUGGAGAGCAUAAAGAAGCACCUAUGCAGGGAGAGGAACAGCCCGUUUCUGAAGGCGAGGCAUUGGUAGAGUCAAAAUUGCUCUGUGAAGAGCCUUCCCUUGAGCUAGAAGAAUCUUCUGCGCCUUUGGUGUCUAGUGUCAAGGAAGUUCUCGAGGCACCUGCUGCUGCUGAAUUUGAAGCUACCAAGUUGGAUGUGGAAGAGCAUUUAGAGACACAAAGGCCUAGCUGUCAAGCUUUUGAAUUAGUGAAGAAAGAUAUUUGUGAUUAUAGAGAUCAACCAAACACACAUGUGAAUCAAGAAACGAAGAAGGGUUUGGUGCCGUCAUUGGAGGGGUGCAACCUCGAGGAAGCUACUGAAAUCAAAGUUGAAGAGCAUGAAGCUGUUUCCAAUGCAUUAGAGUUUGAAGAACCUUUGCCAGCAAAGGAUGAAUCUGAGUAUGAGGCACCUAUUACUCGGAGCAAUGAAGAUGACAGCAAAGAAGAGGAGCUUUCAAUAUUGCCAUUGGCAGAAGAAAGUGAUUCUAUGGAGAAGACAGCAGGAGACGUGACUCCUGACACUAGGAGUGUGGAAGUUCCAAGCACAUCACAUGUCACCAAUGCAGUAGACUUUGUGGAAACUAUACCAAGAGUUGGUGAAUCUAGUUCUGAGGACAAGGCACCUGUUGCUCAUGUCAACGAAGCCAGAACCAAGGAGGAGCCUCAAAUGUUGCCAGUGGAAGAAGGAAAUUAUUUUGCAGAGAAGGCAUCAGGAGAUGCAGCUGCUGAUACUAUAAACAUCGAAGUCACGUGUGCAACACCUGUUACUCCUGGGGCUUCUGAAGAGAGUAAUGAUGCUGGAAGUAUGAUAGAGAAGAACCUAGAGAUGCAAGCAACAAUAGUUGGCAUCGCGUCACAGGACCAAAUUACAGUGCAGGGUGGAUCUCCUGAGUCUGGCGCAGAGAAUGGAACCAACUCAGGGGCUGCUGAUGAGGCCAUUGAACAUAAAGAGGUGCCUUUAGCACCUGAAACUCACCUGGAAGCAACUACGGAUAAAGAUGCGCCUUCAUCCCUGAACGAAAUUCAUCCUAUGCCAAUUGUAGAAGCAGCUACUUAUGAAGUAAGUACUCCAGUUCCAGAAGGAGAGAGAAUUGCUGUUGCUCAACCUAAAGAUUCCAUUCCAAUGGCUGGACCAGUUUCAAGUAUGAAUCUGAACAUGGAGAAGCUGGUGAAAGAAAAUGAGAAGCUGAGGGAGAUGUUAGAGAAGUUGCUUCUUAUGGGGAAAGAGUACUUGGGGGUUGUUUCUGAUCUCAAUGGGAGAGUCGAGGAUCUAGAGAAGAAGUUGGUGCAGAAGAAGAAGAAAAUGGUGAAGGUUAGACGACACAAACCAGCCAAGACUUCUUGUAAAGUUGCAUGCUGAAACAUCAUGUGGAGAAUGAUGGAGAAGGCUGUAACUAUGCACGAUUAUGUAUGUGCCCUGUGAUAUGCUUCUGUAUAUCUGUUUGUAACAAAUAAAAGAGUUUCAAUGUAAAACAGUGUCUUUUGUGCAUGAAGUUUUAUUCCUGCAUUUUGAGUUUAUAAUUUCAUACUACUUGGAAUAAAAAUGAUAUCGUGCACUAA
Messenger RNA from Phoenix dactylifera (date palm), 4478 nucleotides. RefSeq lists its product as uncharacterized. Gene Ontology annotation, biological process: protein folding. Gene Ontology annotation, cellular component: plasmodesma. The record is from RefSeq and is a predicted model, not a curated record. Lineage: Eukaryota; Viridiplantae; Streptophyta; Magnoliopsida; Arecales; Arecaceae. Gene Ontology annotation, molecular function: protein-folding chaperone binding.